GAAGAGUCCAGAAAAGUCAAGGGACUUGUCGCACGCGCAAGCUGGAGUGCGCAGAGCUGAACAGAGCUGAAUGCGCAGAAACGCCGAAUACACGUUCUGUUGGUCCGGGGUUUUAAAGAUCAAUUUAUUGUUAUUUAAUUUACCGAAAAAUUGACGGUUAUCAGGAAAUAUUGUGAAUCGGCAACUUCAGGGGGGCGGGGGCAGGCGAAGGGACGACAAACAUUAGACGGGGAGCAACAAUUCUGUUCGAUUCGGAGGUUUUGAGAUCCCUGAUUUUUUCAGAUUCACCUAAGGACACCAUGAAGAAACGAAGUAAAUCAGCGGAAAUAAAAGAGGAGCCUGUAGCCAAAAAAUUUAAAAAAUCCAUUAAAGUCGAAGAAUCCUCGAAAAUCAAGAAUAAACAGUCCCAAAAACCGAAAUUUGAGAAGCCCACAGGGACGAAAAAACCGUUCACUUCCAAGGAUAAACCGGGCAAGCAGCAGUCCACGGAGAAGCCAGACUGGAAGGCUCUCAAAGAAGAGAAAAAACAGUUGAAAGAAAAGCGUAAAAUUAAACGAUUAGAAGCUGGUUACGAUGUGGCGCUGAAUGCCAAGAAAUUGGGGGAGAGAUUGAGGCAAUCGAAUUGCACCGGGAAGGAGCAAGAGGAAAUAACUAAAAAAUUAUUCCAACUCUUCAAGGGAAAUUUCAAAAAAUUCAUUUUCACCCAUGACAUAUCGAGAAUCGUCCAGUGGUUAAUCAAAUUCUGCACUCCAGAAAUCAGACAAUCGAUCGUAGAAGAAUUGACACCUGAGUUGAAGGAGAUGUGGAUGUCCAAGUACGCUGUUAACUGCGUCAAGAAAUUCUUGAAAUAUGGCUCUCCAGAGAUCAAACAAACUGUGAUGACUUCGUGUCAGGGUCGUGUGAUCAGCAUCAUAUCUCACAGUGUGUCAGCUUCCGUUUUCAACAAUGCCUUCAACAAUUGCAUAACCGAGUCAACGAAAAAUCAGUUGAAACAAGAAUUCUACGGAGAUAUCUACAAAAAAUCGAAAGACGAUAAAAUAAAGUGUUUGAACGACGUAUUCAAGGUAGCAACUGACAUGAAAUCAGCGACUCUUUCAGCAGUGAAAAUGAAUCUAGUUCGAAUAUUGAAUAAGAAAGUAAUCAAUAAUACACUUGUUCUCACAGUUUUAUCUGAAUUUUUAUCGAUAUGUUCUGCUGAAGAUCGAAGUGAAUUGAUAGUAAUGCUGAGGGAUUCUAUUUUUGAAUUAUCACAGACGAAAGAGGGCUCGAGAAUCGCAAUGAUUUGCAUCUGGCAUGGAACAACUAAAGACAGAAAAUUAUCCCUUAAAUCGAUGAAAGAUCACGUUAAAGAUAUUGCGAUAUCCGAACAUGGACACGCUAUUCUGCUCUCGGUAUUUGAUUCGGUGGAUGACACAGUUUUAGUGAAGAAAAUUCUGAUUUCUGAGUUGAUGGACGAUCUUAAAGACAUCGUACUGAGUGAAUUUGGAAAGAAAGUUAUUUUAUAUCUUGUGGCACGGAGGGAUACUCAUCAUUUCCACCCUCAAUUGAUCGACCAACUCAAAGAGGGGGAUGGAAAUGCCAUGAGCAAAAAACCUCAGGAGAUUCGAGAAAAGGAGCUGGUGGAAGUUGUCAAUGAUCCAUUGCUUGAAUCUAUCGCUGAAGACUGCGUUUUCUGGCUGGCGAAUGGCUCCAUUGCAAUGGUAACAUUGGCAAUAUUAAAAGCUGGGAAUGGAGAGAAACUUGCAACAGCUUUUCAAGCCAUUUCAGAAUUUUUGACAGCUUCGAAAACUAAAUUGAAGGAGGGAGAAGUGGAGUAUGCCCCUGUGGAACAUCCAGGGUUACACAUGAUGCUGAAAAAAUUAAUUCAAGCUGACAAACUAGCCCUUGAGACACAGAAAUCCACGUUCGGUGAGGAAUUGGCUAAGAAACUUGAUAAUGAGACAAUUACAAAGUGGAUUGAAUACAACCGAGCCUGUUUCAUCAUCGUUUUUCUGAUUGAAAAUGAAGCAGAAAAUGUUGUGAGUGAUUUGAAGUCCAAACUCGUCAAAUUGUCGGGGACUAUUAAGAAUAAAAAGACUCCAGGUGCUUCCAUAUUACUGAAAAAAAUCAAAUAAUGUCCAAGUGUGUUAAAUUAAGUUGUAUUUCAAUACAGCCUCUUUUGUAAGAAUGUUUGAAUUUUCUCCGCCCAAAAGAAUCAUUUCCCUUACGAAAUAUUAUAAUAUUGAAUUUUCUAAUAAUAGAUAAUAAAUAAGAUUUAGAAAUUGGAAAUAAA
Molecule: messenger RNA, 2272 nt
Organism: Diachasma alloeum
Lineage: Eukaryota; Metazoa; Arthropoda; Insecta; Hymenoptera; Braconidae
Gene: peng
Product: pumilio homolog 3
Exons: 2
Coding region: 300-2114 (604 amino acids)
Biological process (GO): regulation of translation
Cellular component (GO): nucleolus
Molecular function (GO): mRNA binding
Source: RefSeq, a predicted model, not a curated record